GACUCUAUCUGUGGUCGCGUCGCCGCGACGAAGAGGCCACAUGAAAAUCGAAGGACGAGAUGUCUCGGUGAGCCACAAAACGGGUUUUGCUUGCUGACAAAUUUCGACAAUUUGUGAGACUGACUUUAAAGUUUUAAGGUGUCACUUAAACUGAAGAAUUUUAUAGGAUGGCAGACACAAUAGAUAUCGCAUUGCGGAGAACAUCUGGGGCUUCUGAUGAAAGCAACACAAGUGAUGAUGCCUUUGACAGUUUGACCUCUUCUGUUAAUACUCCUCCGUCGUCCAUCUCAAGCUCACCAUCUAAACCUGUCAGAAAGAGGACUAUUUCGACGGGUGGUUCCGGUGACACAGUGCUAAGAACAUCAAAUAGGACCAUCUACACGGCUGGCAGACCACCUUGGUAUAACUCACAAGGCCAGCUCCACGAGGCUUUCGUUAUAGGUCUAUGCGGAGGUAGUGCAUCGGGUAAGACUACAGUAGCCAAUGAAAUCAUCAAAGCCCUGGAUGUACCAUGGGUUAGUCUUCUCUCAAUGGACUCAUUCUAUAAGGUAUUGACGCCCAAGCAGCAUGAGCAAGCCAAUAGAAAUGAAUACAACUUUGAUCAUCCUGAUGCUUUUGAUUUUGAGCUCCUUGUUGAGACGUUAAAGAAACUCAAGGAAGGAAAACAUGUUGAGGUUCCAGUGUAUAAUUUCACAACACAUAGUAGAGAAAGGGAAAUGAAAACCAUGUAUGGUGCUAAUGUAGUCAUCUUUGAAGGUAUCAUGGCCUUUGCCAAGAAAGAACUCAUAGAUGUUAUGGAUCUCAAGAUCUUUGUAGACACUGAUUCAGACAUCAGGCUUGCAAGGAGACUAAAGCGUGACAUCACCGACAGGGGGCGUGACUUAGAGGGCGUUAUUAAACAGUAUAACAAGUUUGUAAAGCCAGCCUUUGAACAGUUCAUUGAACCAUCCAUUCAGCAUGCAGAUAUCGUAGUGCCAAGAGGAGCCGAGAAUGAAGUUGCUAUGAUUCUCAUUGUACAACAUGUACACGAUCAACUCAAAUCUAGGGGGUUCAAGUUCAGAUCUGAGCUGCCGUUAGCCCAUGUCAACCAGCCUCUACCCGAGACUCUCUAUGUUGUUGCCAAUACUGUUCAGGUACAAGGACUACAUACAUUUAUCAGGAAUCGUGAAACAGGGCGUGAUGAAUUCAUCUUCUAUUCCCAACGUUUGACAAGGAUUCUAAUAGAGUAUGCUCUGUCACUGCUACCAUUCGAGGAUUGUACUGUAGAAACACCACAGAAUACUAAGUAUUCAGGAAAGAGAUUUAAGGGGAGGUCCAGUGAUGGCAAAAAUAAGAUAUGCGGUGUGUCCAUUCUGAGAGCAGGGGAGGUGAUGGAGCCUGCAUUGAGUGAGGUGUGUAAGGAUAUCAGACUGGGAAAGAUCCUCAUACAGACCAAUAAUAUAUCAGGAGAACCUGAGUUGCACUACUUGAGGCUGCCUAAGGACAUCAAAAAAGAUUACGUCAUCUUGAUGGAUGCUACCGUGGCAACAGGGGCGGCGGCCAUGAUGGCUAUCAGAGUUCUUCUGGACCAUGAUGUGCCACAAGAAAACAUCUUGUUCUUAUCAUUGCUAGUUGCCGAAUCAGGUGUACAAACUGUGGCUUAUGCCUUCCCCAAAGUUAAGAUAGUAACCACUGCUGUAGAUAAGGAGGUCAAUGAGAACUUUCACAUCAUACCUGGCAUCGGAAAUUUCGGAGACAGAUACUUCGGGACGGAUUCAUGAUAGGACUGACUGGACCCCGUCACACAUCGUUGUAUUCAGUUGGUUAAAGACAAUUGCCUCUAGGAUAUCCUUGAGAUGCUCAGGACAAAUGCAGUGUAUGGAGAGCCAUCUCUGCAAGUUGCACUUGUUUCACACAGUGUUUGGGAUCAGGGUUGUCCAACCUACAGUGUGGGAUACAGGUUUACAUUGUAUGUUGUUCAGGUCUCCUACUACUUCAGUCUGAUCAACAAGAGACUGAUACCAGACUGAAACUCCAUUUGCCAGUGAUAUUAGGGCAUUCUUACGAAGACAGAUGAAAAUGUUUGGAAUUCUUCAAAGAAAUUUCCCAAUGCACCAAGAUGAAAAGAAGAGAAUACUCUGACUGAUAUCUUGGUGGAAAGUGUCAAGAGAAUGGCUUGAUCUGGAAUGAGGAACUACAUAAUUUUCAAGAGAUUCCUGGAGUCACCUACCCUAGCUCUACAACCCUCUGCUCUGUGCUUGAGACGACACAUUCAGAGUUGCCAACUUACUGAUGGUUUCAUUUUAAAUACUGAUUUCUAAAAUUUCAGUUUAGUGUGUUGUCCUACAUGUAUGAUAUUUCUUUGAAAAUGCUGAUUUCACCGAAAUACUGAUUUUCAGCUUUUUAAGUACCGAAAUUAUCCAUUUUUUUUGUUUCACGUUGGCAUUUCUGCACUGUAUUUAUCUACAACUCGGGUCGCAAGCUGACAGUAUCUUGUACCAUACAAUUUUGUUUUUUACUUUGAUUGGAAAUGGCUUGAUGGUAUAACUGUGGUAUUUGUAGCACUAAGGUUAUCACUAAAUGAAUUGGCCUAUCGAGAUCAUCGUUACAUGAGCAUUUUACUCAGUAGACUGAUGGGGAACCAAUCAGACUUCUUUCAAAUUAGCGAUUAAUCUUGGUAGAUAUUUUAGGCUGAAAAAACUAAAUAAAACAGUGGGUGUAUUUGACUGUUUUUGCACACAGUAUUGUGUUAUUUUGUUUUUCUCUUUUUCUUGUGAUUUCAAUUUUCUCUUCAGAGAAAGGCAAUGGCUACAUGUACUUCCAUAAAUGAAUAUGGGUUUGAGACUGUAUGUUAUCUAACUUUUUUUUCAAUAGAGGAUUUAUGAAGAACGCUAACUAGAAAUUUGCAAUGUUUGGUUUAGAAAAAGUAAUGGGGUCAUUCACUCACAGCACAGAUAUUUUUGUCUUCUUUGAUCAAUUCCAUCUCUAUAUUAAUUACACUUGCAUUUGUUCUGACAUUUUUUAUAAUUCUGAAAUUAAUUUGAUAUCGUCAUGUAAGUUUUAAUAUUUUUUCUGUUAUAGGGCUCUAUGGCUUGUUUACUAACUGAUCAGUAUACUUAUUUUUCAGGUAAAAAUAUGAAGCAACUUUGGGGAAAUCAUGUCCCCUACCUGGGCAAUUCCACAAAAUGAUUAACCUUUUAAUACAUCCGACCCCAAUUAUCUCAAGUCUUAAUUCACUUCAAAAAUUGAACUUUGAGAACAUUACAGACCGUCAAGAGAACAAGAAAUCAGAGACAGAAAAUUUCAUGAAGGUCC
Messenger RNA from Lytechinus variegatus (green sea urchin), 3294 nucleotides. RefSeq names its product uridine-cytidine kinase-like 1 (gene uckl1). Bases 168 to 1760 code for a protein of 530 amino acids. Gene Ontology annotation, cellular component: cytoplasm. The record is from RefSeq and is a predicted model, not a curated record. Lineage: Eukaryota; Metazoa; Echinodermata; Echinoidea; Temnopleuroida; Toxopneustidae. The transcript has 18 exons. Gene Ontology annotation, molecular function: kinase activity; ATP binding.